AUGUCUGUCAGAAGUAGCGUUCUCCAGGAGCUUGACACCAAAAGCGCGUCCUAUUCCCCAGAUGCUUUUAUUAUACCUCUUGAUAUCGACCAAGAUUUCGAUGAAUAUUAUGACUACGUCGACCAAAACAAUUGGUCUAUGAAAUUUCAAAAAGCCGCUUCCCCUGACCGCAUGACCGUUUCAUCGAACGAAACAUCGCCUUCUCAGGAAUCAGAAAGGGAUUUGAGCAGCUGCGCGACAACUCCGAGCUGGUCCAAUAUUCCGAGCCCACUUCAGUUCCAGUCGUGGCAUUCUGCUGUGUUGUCCGCCCAAACACCGAAUGAGGAUCCUUAUGGCAGGAAGAAAACUUAUGACGAUGACGAAAAUUCAAGUUGUCGAAACGGAGACGCAGCCAUCCGGUCGCUAUUCUGUCUGGAGACAUCCAUCGAACUCAAGGGGAAUGGAAGCGAGGGCGUCCCAGGCUCGCCAAGACGACUUCAAAGACGAAGAGAUCUGCAUUUCUCUCGAAUCCGAGCAUCGGCGCGAUAG
Messenger RNA from Rhinocladiella mackenziei CBS 650.93, 528 nucleotides. RefSeq lists its product as uncharacterized. Lineage: Eukaryota; Fungi; Ascomycota; Eurotiomycetes; Chaetothyriales; Herpotrichiellaceae. Bases 1 to 528 code for a protein of 175 amino acids. The transcript is spliced from 2 exons. The record is from RefSeq and is a predicted model, not a curated record.